Arachis stenosperma is the source of this 1413-nucleotide messenger RNA. RefSeq lists its product as uncharacterized. Gene Ontology annotation, biological process: telomere maintenance; DNA repair. Gene Ontology annotation, molecular function: DNA helicase activity. The record is from RefSeq and is a predicted model, not a curated record. NCBI's taxonomy places the organism in Eukaryota, Viridiplantae, Streptophyta, Magnoliopsida, Fabales, Fabaceae. The transcript has a single exon. Bases 1 to 1413 code for a protein of 470 amino acids.
AUGGAUGUUGCCAAAAAUGGGAAGGGUGGAGUAUUCUUUUUGUAUGGGUAUGGUGAAACUGGCAAAACAUUUGUUUGGAAGACUUUAGCAGCUGCAUUGAGAUCUAAAUCACAGGUUGUACUUACUGUUGCAUCGAGUGGUAUUGCAUCUCUUUUAUUACCCGGGGAUAGGACAGCACAUUCACGUUUUUCAAUCCCACUCAAUCUAAAUGAAUUCUCAACAUGCAAUAUAAGACAAGGAAGUGCAUUGGCCGAACUGUUGAUAAAGACAAAGCUUAUCAUUUGGGACGAGGCUUCUAUGGUAAAUAGAUUCUGUAUUAAAGCUCUUGAUAGGACAAUGCGUGACAUCUUAAGAUUCAAGAAUCCAAAUAGUCUUCACCAGCCAUUCGGUGGGAAGACAGUUGUUUUUGGGGGAGACUUUCGACAGAUAUUGUCGGUGAUCCCUAAAGGGACUCGGCAAAAGAUUGUUAACGCCACUAUAAACUCAUCUUACAUCUGGAAUGAUUGCAAGCUCUUGACAUUGACAAAAAAUAUGAGAUUGAGAUCAGGUGAUUCCAACACAAGGUCGUUUGAGUUAAAAGAGUUUGUCGAUUGGAUACUUGGUAUUGGUGAUGGUAGUCAUGGAACUCCAACGGAACAAUGUCAGAAGAUUCUAAUCCCAGAUAACAUACUGGUUAAAGACUGGGAUGAUCCUAUUGAGGCAAUUUGCAAGGUUACUUAUCCAAAACUUUUUUAUGGCACCAAUGCUGAUGAAAACAUUGAAGACCGAGCAAUACUUGCACCAACAUUGCAAAUAGUUGAUGAGAUAAACCAAUUCAUGAUGAGCUUAAACCCUACUGAACCUCAGAUAUACUAUAGCUCAGACAAGGCAUGCCCAACUGAGUCUAACAAUGACUUAUUGGCGUCCAUUCACACACCUGAAUUCCUGAAUACAAUUAGAUGCUCAGGAGUACCCAAUCAUGAGCUGACAUUAAAGGUCGGAACUCCUAUCAUGCUUUUAAAGAACAUUGACCACUCGGCAGGAUUGUGCAAUGGAACACGUUUGGUUCUCACUAAGCUUGGAAAACACAUAAUAGAAGCACAUGAUAGUGCCGAAAAGAACAAAGCUCAGAAAGUCUUUAUUCCUAGGAUGACUCUAAGUCCUUCCGAUCAUCGAAUACCAUUUAAGUUCCAACGAAGACAGUUUCCUAUAAUGGUAUCAUACGCGAUGACUAUAAACAAGAGCCAAGGGCAAUCAUUAGCGAAUGUUGGAUUACUUCUCAAAAAACCUGUUUUCACCUACGGUCAGCUUUAUGUUGCAGCAUCUAGGGUGACACACAGGGGAGGUCUUAAGAUACUUUUAUGUCAUGAUGAGGAUAACUGUACCGAAACGGAUAAUAUUGUUUUUAAAGAAGUUUUUAGAAAUGUGGCUUAA